Rosa chinensis is the source of this 1182-nucleotide messenger RNA. RefSeq names its product EIN3-binding F-box protein 1-like. The transcript has a single exon. The coding region runs from base 1 to 1182 and encodes 393 amino acids. Lineage: Eukaryota; Viridiplantae; Streptophyta; Magnoliopsida; Rosales; Rosaceae. The record is from RefSeq and is a predicted model, not a curated record. Gene Ontology annotation, molecular function: protein binding. Gene Ontology annotation, cellular component: SCF ubiquitin ligase complex. Gene Ontology annotation, biological process: SCF-dependent proteasomal ubiquitin-dependent protein catabolic process.
AUGUCAUUUCUGGACGACGAUGUAGUUGGCCUAAUUGCUAACAAGGUUUGUGAGAAAGAUGAUAGAAAGUCCUUCUCCGAGGUCUGCAAGCAAUGGUGUAGAGUAGAAGGUCUAAGCCGAUCAUCACUUGAGGUUUUCCAUAACUGGCCCGGUUUGCCCCUUGGUGCACUAACGAGAUUCCCAAAUGUAGUCGUUUUGGAAGUAAAGUACGUUAGGACUGAGGCCGACCUUGAAUUCAUAGCCCAAACUUGUCCUAGACUCGAGAGCAUUACGGUCCACUCCGAUAUCCGUAUAGAGAGUGAUGAUAUUGUUUUGGGGCCAAAAAGUCUAGUUGCUUUGGGGAAUGGGUGUCCACAAUUGUCCAGAGUUAAGCUUGUGGGGAGGGAAGCAGUAGGGGAUUCGGGAGUUGUGGCGCUUGUUCAUUCAGCACGAAACUUGAAGGCUCUGGUUUUGGCAUGUGAUUUGUGGAUCUCAGAUCAAGCCUUGAGAGCCAUUGGGUCCGCAUCUUCCAUUAGCACGUUGAAGUUGCCAGGGUCUCGCAUUAAGGAUGUGGAAUUGGGUGUUUUAGCAAAUGGGACAUCUUCCAUCAGCACUUUGGAACUGGUAAGGUGUCGCAAGAUUACGGAUGUGGGAUUGGGUUUUUUGGCAAAUGGGUCUAUCUCAAAAACCCUCAAGAAAUUGGUCCUUGAUGGCUGCAACAAAAUCACUGAUUCUGGAGUCCAGCUUUUGCGGAAAAUGUGUAGCUUGGAGCGCCUAGAUUUGUCUAACUGCGGGAGUAGAAUCACUAAUGCUGGAGGUGUGGCAAUCUCUGCAAUUCAAACCCUCAGGGAAUUGCUAUUGGUUAAUCUUCAGACCGUGUCAAACAGUACCAUAGUUGCUCUUGCAUGGAACUGCCCCAACUUGGAAAUACUUGAUUUACGGGGCUGUCAAGCUGUAACAGGAGCUGGCAUUCGUGCAUUUUCAGGUCAUAAGUGUUUGAAACGCCUUGUAUUGCUUAACUUACCCUUUCACAAUUUUAAUGAAGCUGAUUUGGAAAGCAUAGCCCUUGGAUGCCCGUCGUUGGAGUCAGAAUCUGUUCUGGUGGACAAUGUGAUUAAAGUGGUGCAUGACAACACUCGAAGAGUCGUCAAGUUCAUUAGUAUAUUCACGCCGUCCUUCAGAUUGAAUAUUGAGCAGAUGUAG